Messenger RNA from Racocetra fulgida, 1469 nucleotides. NCBI's taxonomy places the organism in Eukaryota, Fungi, Glomeromycota, Glomeromycetes, Diversisporales, Gigasporaceae. The record is from the annotation of a GenBank genome assembly.
AUCCGUUAUUCCUUUAUUAUGGAGUGAUGUCUUUAGCAGUAACAUCCCAUCUGAUAAAAAAACAAAAGUUAUUCCCACCUAUGUAAAAUGUCUCUCAAAAAUUCAAAAACAGAUUUUGAUAAACAACAAUAUAACCCUUCAAGAAGACCUCAUACCAGCUCUGUUUGACUAUCCAAAGUAUCUAAGGUUUUUGAGUUGCUGUUAUUUUGAUAAUGCAUUAUAUUAUUGGUGCAAGGCGACCAUUAAACCUGAUACUGAUAAUACAGAAUUUCAAAACGCAUUGCACAUUUGCAGUCAAAUAAUUAGUCAAUAUAUAUUAAGCCAUUCUGUUGGUUUAUAUUCAUUAUUCCUAAGUCCCCAUGGUAAUGAAGGAAAAUGUAUUAUGCGCUCUCUCCCAGAUACAUGUGAGGAAGGAAUUUGUCGUACUUUUUCGAAAUUAACCGAGUUGCAUAUUGAAAAUUGGUUUCCAAUAACAGCACAAAAUAUACCAAUUAUUUUAUUACUUUUUGAGAAAUUAUCUUUAUAUUCUCAUAAUAUCCAAAAACUUAUUAUUAUAUUAAACCAGAAUGGUGAUCCAGCUCAUAAACUAGAAGUAUUCGAAUAUUUAUCUUUGUUGAUUAAUUCUCAGUAUAAACUUCAAUCGUUCACUAUUACUUUUCCUUAUAGUCCAAAUUCACAAUCUCCUUUAUUUUUUCCUGCUCUUUCAAGUCAAGUUGAUUCUUUAAGAUAUCUAGAAAUAAUCAAAUUCUUUGAUAUCCCUCUUUUAAUUCCUUACUUACCAUCUUUUAAUUUAGAAACACUGAAUCUUAUUUUUUAUUAUGUACCUUCACAAUUUGAGCCAAGUUUUCUACCAUUUUUACCAUCAGGGACCCAAUUUCGAAUCAAAAAUCUAAUUAUUUCUGGAACUCAUUAUCCUAUGCUCUAUCCAUCCUUUUCCCUAAUUGUUAAAAUGUCGGGAUCGAAUCUAGAAAGGAUAUCUAUUAAAGUUUGUGAUGAAACCUUCAAAAAUGCAAUUGGAGAAUAUUGUCCCAACCUUACAUCCUUAUCAAUAAUGACUGAUUACACAACAUUCGAACACUUUUUAAAGGCUCUUUCAAAAUUAAAAAAACUUAAAUACUUGGAUGUGGAAAAACAAAUAAAUGAUAUUCAACUUACCAAAGAAAUGGUUUUAGAAUUUGCAAGAACGAUUCCUAAUACUCUUGAAGAACUGAAUUUUAAUUUGGCAAUUAAUCAAGAACAUUUCAAUGAAUUUCUUAAAGAACUUAAAGCUUCUUUGUCGAAAUUAACUAUUCAUUUGAGUGAUUUAAAUAAUGAAACAUUAAACUUUAUAGUUAAUUAUGCUGUUAGAACUGGAAAAUUGAAAGAAUUAUGUUUUGAUGCUGUUAGCAGAUUAACAGAAGAAGCUUUAUCGAAAGCAAAAGAUGUUAUACCAAUCAUUAUAGAUAUUACUGAGGAUGAAGAUGAUAUGG